CCACUUUCGUUUUGCUGUCUUGUAACCGUCUUUUGGUCUUUCUUAUUUCUUGCGCUUGUAGAUUCUGCAUAUUAUCUCGAAGGAAUGUAAUAUUUUCUUAAUAUAGAUAAAGCAGCAGCAACUAUCGUCUGUCAAAUAGAGCUAGAAUAGUUGUAUGUUAUAAGAGAAGAACUACAAUUACGAUACUGCAAGUUUUCUGAAGUUACGGUGAUAGUAGCCAGCUAUCGUUCUGGCUGUGUGUGGACUGCCAAUGGCGUGUGCAGAGACAUCAGAUUACAGAGUAGGAGAGGUCCUGCUGAAUAGAGUGAUGCAGGAGCAGCUGGAUGAGUUGCCAUCAGACAUCCCGGUAGUGGUCUCCACAAAAGCCCAGGAGGUGGAGAGUGAUCAGGAGCAGAAGAUUGUGUCACAGCUAGCUGUGAUGAUACGGACCAUCGGAGACGCCGUCAAGAAGGACGGGAAGCUGGACGAUGCGAUAGAUGGAAUGGUGGGGAAAAUGACCAGCCAGACCAGCUACUGGAAGUUGGUAGAAAAGGUAUUUGAGGACAGUCAAAUCACCUGGGAGAGAAUUGCUGUGCUGUUUUACGUAGCAGGGAGGAUAGCCGUCAAGGUGGUGAUUGCUAACAUCCCCCAGUUAGUGAAGGACAUACUGAAGUGGACUCUGGACUACUUCAGAAGAGAAUUACUGGAUUGGAUCCAGAAACAUGGAGGAUGGAUGAACAGUUUUGCUGAGCUGGCACGUGUGCAGGUGGAGAAGGUGUCCCCUAUAAUCUCCUGGUCCUCAGCGUUCAUCCUGGUCUUCCUCGGAGGUGUCAUACUGGGUAGUGUUAUCAGCUGGAAACUGGCCAGGAGCACCUGACACACACACACAGUUCCACUCCGGUUCAAACGCAAUUGUGUGACAUGACACGCAAACACGUGGGCGUGCACACACACACACACACACACACAAAUACAUGUGUUUACGUAGUCUAUGUAUAAUUAGUUACCUACCUUCUGGUUUGCUCAGGUUAAAUAAGAUGACCAUGAUGCUGCUGAAAGUGGUGUUUGAGAGUAGGAGCCAAUCUUUUCUCUGGUAAAAACAAAAAAGAAGAAAAAAGAGAGAUCCCAGUGCAAAGAUUGGGGGCAUUCCCCCGUGUAGGGUGCUGUCUUUUGGAUUGGACAUUAAAACAUGUCCUGACUCUCUGCGGUCAGUAAAGAUCCCAUGGCACAUAUUGUAAGAGUAGGGGUGUUAACCCUGAUGUCCUGGCUAAAUUCCCAAUCUGGUCGUCAUACCAUCACGGUAUAAAAAAAAUCUAAAAGAAUAAUACCACUUUUUAAAUUAUGGGGUAUUGUGUGUGGAUCAGUGACACAAAUUCUCAAAGUAAUCCAUUUUUAAAUUCAGGCUGUAUCACAAAGGAGUGUGAAUACGUUCUGAAGGCACUGUAUAUAUUGACCUACAGUAAUGAAACCAAAGUGUUGGGGCAGAGCUCAGUACAUUUUGUCUCACUACCCUUACGGGGAAAAAAACAUGAAUUUGACGUGAUCACGUGUUUAACAUGUGAUCUUAUGGGAAGUUAAUGUGAUAACGUGACUACAUGUUAAAGCAACACGUUGAUAUUUUGCAAUUUCAUAUCACAAGUGAUACUAUGAAACUACACCUCGCAACAUUUGAAAGUCUUUCACAUGUGAAACUGCAAUUCACAUGUGAGGUGAAAACAUGAUAUUCUCACAUAUGAAAGGGUGGCGUGAACUCUAUUGAAUUACAUGUGAACAAAUGGUUUCACAUGAGAACAACUGAGCUCGCAUGUCUGUUUUGUUUUCAAAUGUGAACAUUUCAGCUCAACGUGUGAACAGUUAUUUCACGUGUAAAUAUGAUUUCAAAUGUGAAAAUGUGAUUUUCACAUGUGAAACUGCAACAAAAAUGUAUAUCAUAUGAGGUGUUCCAAAACCACGUGGUUUCACAUGUGAAAUCAAAUGUUAUAUGUGCAAAAUCUGGAAAUGUCACAUGUGAAAUCAUGUGUUUCUGUCCUUAAGGGUAUAUCAUCAUGUUUGUUGGUAUCCUGCUAGACCAGGGUAUCUGUGCCUGAAAUGAGAAACCAGUGUAAUGAGAAACCAGUGUAAGCAUAACAGACAGCCAAGCAUCAUGUUAUGUGAUUGGUUUUAACAGAAAGGUCAUUUUUCAAUACUAUAUUAUACAGAAAUAACACAUGAAUACCGAUUGAAUCUUUUUUAAGUUUAUGAAAAUGUAUGAAACAUGUAUUUUGAUAACAACAACAAAAAACGUCUGGGACGUUUGACUUGAAUGUAAUGUAUUAAAUGGGACAUUUUAUUAGGAUAAACAAAAUAAAUAUGAGUUGACCAUGUUUAUUCUGCAAUAAUCAUGUUAACUAUUACCCCUAAAAGUCCUCAACAUGAGUCAGUCAGUCAGCUCCAUAAUAUCCGUCGUGAUAGUAAUUGUUAGCUAAAUGUACAAAAAAAAUGCACAGGACACAAAUAGAAAAUUUUGGCAUAAGCUUUUAAUAUUUUUAUAGCGUUUUUGACGUUUUCUCUUUAAAUUGGAUUUGUUUUUUCCAGUUAAUUUUGUGGGUAUUUCGUUUUUAUUAUUCUUGUUUUAUUUUCCUAUCUGUAAUGGAGAAGAGUUUGUUUAAUUAGCAUUCACUUUCAAACUUUCAUACUUUUAACAAUAGAACUGUGUUUAAGUCUCUUUUUUUUCACAAACUUGGUUAAAUUAUUACUGUUUAUUCAUAUUUUUUCUUUACACAUUUCAAAAAUAUAAAAGGUAAAUAAUAAACAUUCCAUUGAAAUAUA
Molecule: messenger RNA, 2787 nt
Organism: Oncorhynchus keta (chum salmon)
Lineage: Eukaryota; Metazoa; Chordata; Actinopteri; Salmoniformes; Salmonidae
Product: apoptosis regulator BAX-like
Exons: 6
Coding region: 251-856 (201 amino acids)
Biological process (GO): extrinsic apoptotic signaling pathway in absence of ligand; release of cytochrome c from mitochondria; intrinsic apoptotic signaling pathway in response to DNA damage
Cellular component (GO): mitochondrial outer membrane
Molecular function (GO): protein heterodimerization activity; protein homodimerization activity; channel activity
Source: RefSeq, a predicted model, not a curated record